This is a messenger RNA of Phodopus roborovskii (desert hamster), 909 nucleotides long. RefSeq names its product protein SET-like. Gene Ontology annotation, cellular component: chromatin; nucleus. Gene Ontology annotation, molecular function: chromatin binding; histone binding. NCBI's taxonomy places the organism in Eukaryota, Metazoa, Chordata, Mammalia, Rodentia, Cricetidae. Gene Ontology annotation, biological process: nucleosome assembly. The record is from RefSeq and is a predicted model, not a curated record.
AUGGACCACUUCCCACCUGCUAGUCAGAGCACGAGACACGUCAAGGAGUCCAGCCGCACCCCCCCUUCCCUCCCCGCCACCGCCGCCUCCGCCACAGCCACUGCCACCAGACAGAGCCUCUGCCGCCGCCUUCCCGCCUUCAGCGAGAGCCUGGGCUGGGGCCGCGGCAACGCGCCCGGGCCUGCCUCAGUGUCAGGCCCCGUGGGCAGCGCCAGUCAGUCAGGGGGAGGGCGAGCAAGAGAGCGCCGGGAGGGGGAGGAGGAGGCGGGGGCAAGCGCGUGUGCUGUGAGGGGAACGUGUGGUGUGAGGGGAAGCCGCUGGCCGCCUCCUUGGCGAUGGCUUCGCUCCCCCUCCCCGCUCUCCUCCCGGACCGAGGAGGGAACCACGUUGGCGCUGACCGCCAAAACCUGUAAAAUGGAGCUCAACUCCUAUGACGACGGGGCUGGCGAAACCUCAUUAAAAGAACAGCAAGAAGCAAUGGAACACAUUGACGAAGAACAAAAUGAAAUAGACAGAUUUAAUGAACAAGCCAACGAGGGGAUUUUGAAAGUAGAACGAAAAUAUAACAAAGUCCACCAGCCAUUUCUUCAGAAGAGGUCAGAAUUGAUCGCCAAAAUCCCAAAUUUUGGGGUAACAACAUUUGUCAACCAUUCACAAGUGUCUGCACUGCUUGGGGAGGAAGACAUAGAGGCUCUGCAUUAUUUGACCAGAGUUGAAGUGACAGAAUUUAAAGACAUUAAAUCAGGUUACAAAAUAGAUUUUUAUUUUGAUGAAAAUCCUCACUUUGAAAAUAAAAUUCUCUCCAAAGAAUUCCAUCUGAAUGAGAGUGGUGACCCAUUGUCAAAGUCCACUGAAAUCAACUGGUUCUCAACUUAUGUGGAGGAAAAUAUCUUGAGCAAAAUACAAUGA